Molecule: messenger RNA, 255 nt
Organism: Entamoeba dispar SAW760
Lineage: Eukaryota; Evosea; Mastigamoebida; Endamoebidae
Product: 60S ribosomal protein L11, putative
Exons: 2
Coding region: 1-255 (84 amino acids)
Biological process (GO): translation
Cellular component (GO): ribosome; cytosolic large ribosomal subunit
Molecular function (GO): RNA binding; structural constituent of ribosome
Source: RefSeq, a predicted model, not a curated record
AUGGCAGCUAAGAAGUCUGAUGUUAUGAGAAAGAUUAAGAUUGACAAACUUGUCCUUAACAUUUCAGUUGGUGAAUACACUGUCCGUGCUUUCUCUAUUAGAAGAAAUGAUCAAAUUGCAUGCCAUGUUACAGUUAGAGGAGCUAAAGCUGCUGAAAUUCUUGAAAAAGGAUUGAAAGUUAAGGAAUUUGAACUUAAAGCCAACAAUUUCUCAGCCACUGGUAAUUUUGGAUUUGGUAUUGAAGAACAAUAUUGA